UUGGGGAAACGGACUGGGAGGAAAACCGGGCGGGGAAUGCAGUUUGGCGGGAUUUAUUGCAAAAGUCGCGAAUUGGAAAUGGCUGGGUGAGGUGACAGUGGUCGGGCUCAGUGUGGGUUGUGUUCCCAACCUCCCCACGAACCGAAGCUGUCACGACCAAUCCACCCACUGUCACCCAGCCUCUCGGUUUUCACGCCCACCUCUCGUCAUCUUUCUCUCCCCUUGCACCCUUGGUUGGACCUGACCCAUCGUUUUGUAACGGAUCCUUCUUCCUCUUCCCCUCCUUUCUGCAUCGUGUUCAGGGUCCUGCUUCUUUUACGCAAGCGUUUUCUCGGCCGAUCUAGAUCUUUGACCUACAACAGCGCCUCGGUCCUGUAGGUCCGGCUCGGGUAUUGCAUGGACGGGGGAAUAUGCGUGAGUGAGCUGGCAGCCCGCAGGAGGUGCCUGUGUACCUGUCCAGCGGUCAAACAGCCCCAAUCCAUGUCCGACAGACAGGAGCUGGUUUGGCUUGUUGCCCUGCUUUUUUAGAGCUCCCCCUUCCGUGCCCCUUUUGAUGGUGACGUCCACUGUUUACCACUCAGGCCCCGCCAUCUUGGCUCACUGGACGAUUAUCACUUAUCGCAUGAUCCUUGCAACAUCCCGUUGCGCGCGCAUGUGCAAGACCCCGUCCCCAUCAGCCAGAGGCCUUGGCCAUGGCAGUGAAGAGGAGACACCAACAUAUUCGAUUUACUAGACACGUGAUGUAUGAGUGAGUGACGCCGUAUUAUAUAUAUAUAUAUCUGCGGUAUAUCAACGACUUGGAAAUCCCACUUAUAAGAGAACUGUUAUAUACCUGUCAGGUUGGCCAAGCUGAGAACAGGAUUUGGAUAUCCUGGAUUCGCACGGAGUAGAUAGACAAUUUUAAUAAAGGUUGGCGCCAGUUUGCUUCUCGUAAAGAUAGUAGCAAUUGAAAGGCCUGCUGCCUUGACAGGAUCGAGUGUUGGGCGUUGGUUCGGUUGACGGCGCGGACAGCUGCAAGAGAGACGUCCACGCCUCACCCAGCGACGCCAAGCCCACUGGCGCAGUUACGUAACUUGGGUUGGCCCGCUCCCAGCUGCUGAGAGCUUCAUGCCAACCUCGAAGUCCAAGCUCCCACAUCGACAUUCCCGACUUCACCAUUUGAUACCCACGGUUGCCUGCACCAUGUCGCUCGAUCCACCGACGUAUCUGGCCUCGCUGCAAAGUAACAUCCGUCAGCGACCGAUUCCCUGGGAUGGCGCCGUGCGCGCAGGAACCCUGACCGAGGAGCAGCUCGCUCGCAUCCGCUCCGUCGAUAAGGUCAAGAAAGACGUGCGCAAACAUACCAUCGAGUCCGAUCUGGAGGGAUAUAGCGCCCUGUUCGUGGGAGGAUCAGGGAAGAAGAGUGUGUUGGAAUUGGCCGCCAAGCGCCAGGAUGUGGUCCAGUAUAUCCUCGUCCUCCUGAACGACCUCCUCACAACCGUCCCCGCGCUCUCCAAAGCACUUGCUAAGACUGGCGAUCCCUACCAACAUUUCAAUCCUCUUCUCGGCCACAGAACUGUAACAGACGAUCCGAUCCCGCUUCUGACCUCGACUGUGCUUGUCAGUCUCAUGGCUGGUUCCAGAGACGAGUCCCAGGCCGCCUCCAAGGCCCUCCCCCUCAUCUACAGUUAUCUCUCGUCCCUCACAACGAAUUCCGACGCAGGUCUUCAGGAUAUUGGUGUGCAAGAGUACUCAUCACUUUUGUAUGGUCGUGUUCCCAGGGCGCAGUUUUGGGAGCAGCGGAGCGAGACUGUGGCCCCCCUGGUGAAGAUUCUACGAGCGGCAGCGGGUAUUGGCAGCGGUGGUGACGCCACGGCCAGCCUGUGGAGUGGGACAACGAAUCCCUCUAGAAGCGGCUUUGAGGGCUCUCUCAGUGGAGGGGUCGGUCUUCAGUUGCUUUACCAUGUGCUGUUAGUCAUCUGGCAGCUCAGCUUUGAGGCUGCCGAUAUUGGCGAUGAUCUCAACAAGGAAUACGACUUCAUCGCUCUUUACACCCAGCUUCUCCGACUCUCCCCCAAGGAGAAGACCACCCGUCUACUCCUCUCCACCCUCCUCAACAUCCUCACCGCUAAUCAAAACACGCUGCUUGCCAUCGCAGUGCUUGCCCGCCUCCCAACCCUUUUGGAGACCCUCAAAACGAGACAGUUCAACGACCCCGAUCUGAGAGAAGAUCUGGACCGGCUCCGCGAGCUGCUCGAGGAGUACACCAAAACCAAGACCACCUUUGACGAGUAUGUAGGCGAAGUCAACUCUGGCCGUCUGCACUGGUCCCCACCCCACCGCAACACAGUUUUCUGGGCCGAGAACGCCCGCAAGAUUUUAGACUACGAGAACGGCGCGCUUAUCCGCAAGCUGGUGGAUAUUAUGAAGCAGCCAUGGGAGGACGACAAGUCGGUGCUGGCGAUUGCGUGCAAUGAUGUUGGGUGUUUGGUGCGUGAGGUGCCCGAGAAGAGGGGCCAGCUGGAGAAACUUGGUUUAAAGACGAGGGUGAUGGAGCUGAUGGGGGAGGCGGACGAGAAUGUACGGUGGGAAAGUUUGCGUGCCUUGGGUGGUUGGUUGCAGUACAGCUUUGAUACGAAAUAG
This is a messenger RNA of Podospora pseudopauciseta, 2622 nucleotides long. It is a transcript of the gene VMA13, whose product is annotated as H(+)-transporting V1 sector ATPase subunit H. Bases 1108 to 2622 code for a protein of 504 amino acids. The record is from RefSeq and is a predicted model, not a curated record. Lineage: Eukaryota; Fungi; Ascomycota; Sordariomycetes; Sordariales; Podosporaceae. Gene Ontology annotation, cellular component: fungal-type vacuole membrane; vacuolar proton-transporting V-type ATPase, V1 domain. The transcript has 3 exons. Gene Ontology annotation, molecular function: proton-transporting ATPase activity, rotational mechanism. Gene Ontology annotation, biological process: proton transmembrane transport.